UGAGCAGUUGCCACGGUGAAAGCCUCCGCGGUUUUCAACUAAUUCUACUACGGUUGAUAUUUUUGCUGAACUACUCAAACUGUGAACAAUUUUUCUCGAAGUUCUUGAAAAUGUCCUCAAUUCCACGUGUAUCAAAUGAUUCAACGUCUUCACCCGAAGAUGACAUUUUCGUAGAUAAAGGAGAACUCUUGCGAGAAGAAUACGCUAACUUAAGCAAUGAGAUUGAAGCAAUUUCCGAAGAAAUAUUAGACAUACAAAGUGAAUUAAUACUUACUGAGCAUUCUAUCCAAGAACAAGAAGUUAAGAAUAAUGAAUAUAACUCGUAUUCGGAGAAAAAGCAGUCGAAACGUUUGAAAAAUACAAUAACGUUAGAAGAUUAUUAUUUGUUUACUGUGAAUGAAUUAGAGAGAGACAGAGAUGAAAUGUUGACUAUUUAUGCUAAAAAAAAGUCUGAAUUGCAGGAUGUUUUACUACAGGAGAAAAAAUUCCUGAAACAUGUCAAAGAAGAAUUAGUAUCAACAGCAGAUAUUCAAUUAAUUCGUAAAAAACAAGAAGCAGAAAUUGAACGUUUAGAAAAAGAAAUAAGAGCUACCCGCAAUUACCAAUCAGAAAAACUUCAACAGUUUAAAGAGAUAUCUAAACAAAAACAUUUGGAGUUGGAAAAAGAAGCUAAGAUUAUCUUGGAUAACGUGACUGAAAAAAGUAAAAAGAUUUCAAACAAACUGAUCGUUGAACAUGUUAAUAAGAUAUGUAAAGAAAAUGAAGAAUUGUAUAAGGAUAUCCUAAAUAAAUCAGAAUUAAUAAAAGCUAUGGAAGCAGAAAAAUCGAACUUGGAGAAACAAAAUGAAGAGGUCAGACAUAAUCAGGUGUUUUCCAAGGACCUGGAGUAUGUUGAAUAUAAACGUUGCGAAGGCUUGUCACAACUGAAAAGUUUAUCACCACAGAAAUAAAGCAGCAUUAAGUUGUCAUUUAUUUUUAAAAGCAAACAGACUUUUUAAAAAAUGCUGUUUCCAUAAUUCUAUUUUUGUGUAAUUAGUUUUCUUUACGGAUUUGAGUAGAGCCAGAGCAACAUUAGACUCAGAAUACUAUGAAUUCAUUAUA
This is a messenger RNA of Schistosoma curassoni, 1101 nucleotides long. NCBI's taxonomy places the organism in Eukaryota, Metazoa, Platyhelminthes, Trematoda, Strigeidida, Schistosomatidae. The record is from the annotation of a GenBank genome assembly.